Rubroshorea leprosula is the source of this 792-nucleotide messenger RNA. Lineage: Eukaryota; Viridiplantae; Streptophyta; Magnoliopsida; Malvales; Dipterocarpaceae. The record is from the annotation of a GenBank genome assembly.
GAACUUAUUUUUCUAAGAACUUUCAUGGUCCUAAGCUCUGGCGCUGCCGAGAUGCCGACCUGGAGAAUGCUCAUAUUUGCCGAGCUGCCGAGCUGGACUGCCUUGCUUCUGCCGAGCUGGAGCACUGCUUUGAGCUUUGCCACUGCCGAGCUAGAUUGCUUUGCUUUGCCACUACCGAGCUGGACUACUUUGGUGUUGCCGAGCUGGACUGCUUUGAGCUUUGCCGCUGCCGAGCUGGGCUGUCAUGCUGCUGCCGAGCUGGAGCACUGCUUUGAGCUUUGCAACUGUGAGCUGGACUGCUUUGGUGCUGCAGAUCUGGGCUGUCAUGUUGCUGCCGAGCUGGAGCACUGCUUUGAGCUUUGCCACUGCGAGCUGGACUGCUUUGUCGAGCUGGAAACUGCUUCGUCGCUGCCAAGCUAGGGGACUACUUUGGCAUUGACGAGCUGGGCGGCUGCUUUGUCGCUGCCAUCAAGCUUGAGCUCGUCUUGUCUCAUCGUGGUCGCAACUUUCAUGGUCCCGUGCCCACCAUUUCUUUUUAUUUAUUAUCACUAUUUUUUUUUGUUUUUUUUUAUUUUUUUACCACUUUGAGUUGCCUUAAACUUGUGCUUUGCUGACACCCCUUUUUCUUUUUGAAUAUUCAUGGUUGAUAUUGCACCAUGCGUGCCUUUAUUUCAUUAGGUAAAACCUCGAUAGUUGUGUAAAGCUAAUCCCUUGUUUGUCUUCUUGUGAAAACUUCUCUUUUUGCAGGUGAAGCUUCUCUUUUUCAUAGAUGAAUAAAACCAUUUUUGUAAA